GGGGACACGUCAUCGGAAAUUUGGCGGUUGAGAACAAUUGCAGCUGCAAAGUUCAAUUGGUCGGUAUCUCAAACCAUAGCCCUGGGGGGUUCUUUUCUCAUCUCAGAGAGUGACUCGGAGAGAAUUGAAGCAGCUCUCAAAUGGCGAUACGAGCGGUGGGAGUGGCAGCAACGGCGAGAGGUAGCAUCAUCGUGAGCUCACAAAGUGAGAAUCGCCAUUGCUUUCUCUCACUGCAUCCUCCUCCUCGUCCCAAUCACCACCAUUUCCAUGGCUAUGUCGGGUCAAUACCAAGCACAAGCACAACCACCAGUACCAACGGUGUCUUCAUCCACUUGGAGCCUAUCGGUCCCAAAUCCCGACGCCGUUCGGAGCUAUUGACCAUACCUAAAGCCGCUGAUUCCACCCAGCCUUCCUCCGUCUCCUCCUCCGCCGGCAAAACCGUCGUCGCCGACGACCAAUUCUCGCUUGCUAAGGUUUCAUUUGGUGUUAUUGGUCUAAGUGUUGGAAUUUCACUCUUAGGGUAUGGUUUUGGAGCAUAUUUUAAUAUACUACCUGGAUCUGAAUGGUCAGCUUUGAUGUUGACCUAUGGCUUUCCUCUUGCAAUUAUUGGUAUGGCUCUCAAGUAUGCUGAACUCAAGCCGGUGCCAUGCUUGACUUAUUCAGAUGCUGAAAAGUUAAGAGAAACAUAUGCCACUCCGAUUCUUAAACAGGUCAGGAACGAUGUAAUCAGAUAUCGAUAUGGGGAUGAGCAGCAUUUGGAGGAGGCAUUGAAACGGAUAUUCCAGUAUGGUCAGGGUGGGGGAAUUCCAAGGAGAAGUGCACCUAUUCUGCAAAGCAUUCGUGAAGAAGUCACUGAAGAUGGUAGAUACUCUUUAGUACUGGUGUUUGAAGCUAAAGCUUUGCAGUUGUCGGAUUUUGAACGGAGACAGGCCAAGUUCACUUCAUUCUUUGGACCGGGGAUUACAGCUGAAGUUGCUAAGGGAGAGAAAGAUCUGUACGAAGUCCGACUUAUUUCAAAUGCAAACAGUACUGGAUCACCAUGAUAACAACUCUGAUUUUGUAAUCCAAUUGUUCUAAAUAUUUUGGUUUCGAUCAUUAUAGUCCUAUAGUAAAAUUGUGCUGACAUUCAGUUUGGCAAAAACACUAAUGCUUCCAUUUGUAAAUUAUGAAGAGAGAAAUGUAUGCAUAUAAGUUGGAAAAGAAUGAAUGAUACAAAUGCAGCAAAAUUUAGAUUCCA
Molecule: messenger RNA, 1237 nt
Organism: Ziziphus jujuba (common jujube)
Lineage: Eukaryota; Viridiplantae; Streptophyta; Magnoliopsida; Rosales; Rhamnaceae
Exons: 9
Coding region: 141-1043 (300 amino acids)
Source: RefSeq, a predicted model, not a curated record